AAGUUUAUGCCAGUAUGGGACAGACAUUGGUUAAAGCAGGAACAGAUCUCAUUUCCUUCAUAGACAAAAAUUUGUUUGGUUAUGGCUACAAGGGAAAAGUUAUUAUCUCAUCAGCAUCCUUCAGCACAUUUGCUUAUGUUCAAGCAGCGGCAACAGCAGCAAAAGAAUCACGAAACGCGCACCGUUAUUUCUUCACGAUAGAUCAAGAAGGGAACAACUAUGAGGGCGUGAUGAAGAAGCUGUCCCCAUUUACAUACAAUAGAGUGUACGGUACAGGUUCUGGUUCGUGUGGUAAAGUGGUGACUUAUUACAAUGCUAUUAAAGCUGCCGUGGCUGGUAAGAAGCAAGGUGAAAAUGGUAUGAAUUACAUCUAUACGGUAGACAAAGAAGAAAUUAUGCGAGAGUAUAUCAAACUGGGUGUCGAAGGAAUCAUGACGAAUCGCGUUGCUUUAACCAAGAAGCUUGCCAUGUCCCUAGGCCUAAGGAUCGCACUGCCGAACGAUCCGAUUCCAAUUUCAACAAAAAUUGUUGGUAGUAAGUAUGAUGAUAUAAAUGAAAGAGUUCAAUGAACAAAGAGCUUUGUUUUUCCUGCUUCAGAAGAUUCUAAUAGUAUACAAGUAUACAGAGUUUUUAAAGUUUCUGUACAGCAAUAGAAGUAAGACUAACACAUCAGUAAUUUAUAAUCACUACCGUCCUGGAGAAUUUGAAUUUGAAUAGAUGCCUGGAUAUGCAGCUACUUUGAUAGCUAGAGAGAAAAUCAAAUAGUUUAAUGAUACAUUAGUCGACCGGUUAUCAGAUGACGCAGUUUGAUUUCUAUUCUGAUUUUGUAAUCUUUCUUAACAAAUCUUUCGUGCUUAUUGAGAUAUACUCAUGUGGAUGCAUUUAUUUCAACUCACUUGUAUUUCCAUAGAUAGGGGCCACGAUUGCUUAGUUCUUAACUGUGUGAAUAAAUUACAAUAUUCACCUUACCAUGAAGCUUCUAUGGGCUUACGAUAUUUUCUCCUGAUUGCUCUACAAGUGUAAUAGUUGAUAACUAUACAUAAAAAAAGAAAAAAAGAAAAAUAAAUAAAAAACUGCUAUUCUGUUUUAGUGAGCGUUUUAUUCAAAAGUAUGUUUUGAACAGAAAAAUGACUGAGUCAUCCCUUUUUUUCCGACCAAAGCACGAGCGAUCGAAUUGAAAUCUAUGCAUAUAUACGAGCUAAUAUUUACAGUGUCGACUUUUUAUAGAUUAAAAACUUUUCCUUCAAUGACCUUUUAGCAGAUUUCAAAAAAUGAGAACUACAAAAAGCAGCAUUUUCGCGAUACAUUUCACAUUUGAGUUAUCUCAUCUGAACUGUGCAUUCAAGAAAAGCACGAAAUAAGUACCUCAGAAAGUGGCUUCUAUUUCUACUAAAAUUUCAAGCACAAUCGAAUGUACUAUGUUCGAGAAACGAGAGCACAAACAAAGGUCACUUUUAACACUUAUAAAGUGAAUAUUCUUAGAAGGAAGCAUCCAGAAAUUUUACAUCUGUAACAAUUUCUUGCUGUAAUAGCCGAGAUGUCUUUGGGCUGCUAGUUUCAGAAUGCUCUCGGUUAGUAGCUCUUGAAAAAACCACCAGAAAUGAGAAAAUGUCCUUACACAGAUGUCCCAAACCAAUACCAACCGAAAUCGUUUUGUUAGCAAAUAACCAUACAAAGGUCUAUUGGCGCAUUAUUUAGGAAAUUUUGAGCUUCUAGAAAAUGAAAAUUGACCAUUAUCUCGGUUUCAUUGACUUUUCUGAACCCUUAAUAAUAUCUCCGUAGGCUCCUGAGUCAUUCUGAUUUCAAGAGAAUCAGUUAUAAUUAUCUCAUCAAGCGAGUAGUGUUCUUAAUAAUUUGUUCUCAAAUAGCACUAUUCACAAAAAUCGAUCAUUAUUUUAGUUAUUUUUUCUUUAUUUUCAUUGCAGAAAAACGACAUGAUGUGGUUCGAACGAUUGAACCGGAAUCAGGUCCUUGGGGUGAAUUUACUGAUAUGGUUUAUUGUGAUGCAAAUACGUGGGCAAUUGGUUUUCGUCAACGUGUAGAGAAACCAUGUGAUAAUUGUGAUGAUACUGCUUUGAAUGCAUUGGAAUUAUUGUGUGGAAAGAAAGAUGGAACUCCAGUUAAGUCAAUUACAUCACACAAAGGUUUUUGGGGCGAUUGGGAUGACAAUGUUCGUUGUCCUGGAAAAAAUAAAUUUUUGAAAGGUGUUUCAUUCAAAAUUGAAGAACCUCAAGAAACAGGUGAUCAUACAGCUGCAAAUGAUUGUCAAUUUGCAUGCUCUCAAUCAUCUAAUAUUUUCGCAUCGAAUGGUUAUCCAUGGGGCGACUGGAAGCAGAUGAAAUAUUGUCCUCCAUCAACAGCUAUCUGUGGAGUUUCACUAAAAUUAGAAAAUAUACAGCACGAGGGAGAUGAUACAGCCGCAAAUGGAGCAAAAUUCGACUGUUGUACUUUAUGA
Rotaria sp. Silwood1 is the source of this 2455-nucleotide messenger RNA. NCBI's taxonomy places the organism in Eukaryota, Metazoa, Rotifera, Eurotatoria, Philodinida, Philodinidae. The record is from the annotation of a GenBank genome assembly.